Molecule: messenger RNA, 1459 nt
Organism: Capsicum annuum
Lineage: Eukaryota; Viridiplantae; Streptophyta; Magnoliopsida; Solanales; Solanaceae
Product: CBS domain-containing protein CBSX1, chloroplastic
Exons: 8
Coding region: 207-917 (236 amino acids)
Source: RefSeq, a predicted model, not a curated record
ACAAAAAUACUUGCUCACGAAUAUGGCACUCCGAUAUGCGACUUGAAAUGAACACUACCAGUUCCUAAGAGCACUGGAGAAAAAACCAACAAAAGAUAACUAAUCAACAAGGCCUUGUGGCUAAAGUUACAGAGUAAAGGCCAAGCCAUUGCUGUAACAGUUUGACUUGGUAUUCUUCUGAAUUUUGUUCUUCCCAAAAUCCAGCGAUGUCAUCUAUCUCGCUGUCGGGAAUCUCCCUCCGCCGCUCCUCCGCUGCUUUCCACCACCAGCUCCCUUGCCUUCUUUUAUCUCAUCCAUCCCAAAAUGUUGCUACUUUCACUAAAUGUUUCCUCUCCCUCCGCCUUUGGAAUUCGCGCAACCAUUUCUCCGUUACCGCCACCAACACUUUGACCGCCAAUUCUGCAGAGCCAAGAAAUGGUAUAUAUACAGUAGGUGAUUUCAUGACAAGAAAAGAGGAUCUACAUGUGGUAAAACCAUCAACAUCUGUAGAUGAAGCGUUGGAAAUUUUGGUAGAACGCCGGAUCACUGGUUUCCCUGUGGUUGAUGAUGACUGGAAAUUGGUUGGUCUUGUUUCUGAUUAUGAUCUAUUGGCUCUGGAUUCUGUAUCAGGUACAGGAGGAGCUGAUGCAAACAUGUUCCCAGAAGUGGGCAGCAACUGGAAAACAUUCAAUGAGGUUCAAAAGUUGAUUAGUAAGACCAAGGGGAAAGUGGUUGGUGAUUUGAUGACACAUGCUCCAUUAGUAGUUCGGGAGUCUACCAAUCUUGAGGAUGCAGCAAGACUUCUGCUGAAAACAAAGUACCGCCGGCUUCCUGUUGUAGAUAGUGAUGCAAAGCUGGUGGGAAUAAUAACCAGGGGAAAUGUCGUGAGAGCUGCCCUUCAUAUAAAACGGGUCAUGGAAAUGGAAGGCCAACAGUGAUCAAUUGAAUUCAGCAGGAAACAUGCAUAGAUGCAGUUCAGUUCAAGAAACAGAGAAUUAUAUGUUCUCCUUUUCCCUUAGAGGAGGGGUGACAUAAGGCAGUGUAACUUACAUUUGCAGGAUUUGCCAACCGGUCGAACCUAGGAUAUUUAUGUAAAAGUUUAGAAGAUGAAAAUGGACCUUCUUCAAUAUGCAAGAUAUACAGAGUUUAAUUUAUAGAUAAUACAAUUCCACAGCUCCAUGAAAAGUAUGUGCAAGUCAAAACUCCUCACAGGUAUGAGCCACAGAAGAACAUAUCAUUUGUUAUUGGAAGGAAUUUUAUUUUAGGUGGACACUGAAGCUCCUUUGAGGUACGGAGCUAACACUUCUUGAUUGGAUAAAAUGUUUUGAUUGCAUUUUCAUUUUUGGGGAAGUUGGACAUUUGGCCGCUCUGCCAAAGAAUAUUUACAGCCGAGCCAAUAUACAUACGUAAUACACAUUAUGAAUCUUCCGGCUAUUUUUUGGAAGCUCAGCUUUAUAAAUAAAUAUCCCUUCAUUUAUUA